Molecule: messenger RNA, 2808 nt
Organism: Mercenaria mercenaria
Lineage: Eukaryota; Metazoa; Mollusca; Bivalvia; Venerida; Veneridae
Exons: 6
Coding region: 384-1478 (364 amino acids)
Source: RefSeq, a predicted model, not a curated record
AGAAAUGCGUCCAUGCAUAACGUCGUUUUGGUAGUUUAUAGAUUGAUUGUUUGCUUGCAUUAAAUUUUAUGAUUUUAGAUCGAAUAUACCUACAGAGGUUUUUGGCCGGAAUUACUAGAAUAUUGAUCCUACAUAAUAUCUGCGUAAAUGAAUAAUUACUAAUAGUUAAUGACAACAGAUUUUAACCGAAAGUGGAUAGUUAAAAUACGUGUGUUUUCUCUAUUAGGUUAGAGAGUAAUUCAAGUACUUCUCGUAUUUGACCGAUCUACAUGCUUUCUCAGUGUGACUUAACAUCUGAGUUAAACUACUACAGAAUGUAAUGAAACGUGUCUCUAUAGGAGUUUUCUAGUGGACGUGUAAACAGGCGUCAUAUUUUAGUCGUAAUGGAUAUAUUCAGUCUAAGCAUCAUGAAUCAGGAAGAAACUGAUAUUGAAGAAAUAAGACGUGAAAACGUGGAACUCUUGACGGAGAUAUCCCAACUAUGUAGCAGGAAGGACAGGACCAGGGUGGAGAAUAUAUUUCUUCUUGGGAAAAUUGGUGCUGGUAAAAGUGCUCUUGUAAACACAGUAAUCAGAGCCAUUGCUGGAAAGAAUAUACCAAAGGCUAAAGUUGGACAAGGGAGAACACAGUCAAAGACUUUUACUUUAGAGAGGUUUGAAAGUUGUGGUGUGACGGAAGAAGAUAUUACUGAUGAAACCCAGAGGGACCUUGUACUAGGGAUGUUAAAUCGUUUGCCCACCAUUCUUGAUGCGGCUGGAAGAGGUGACAAUGACACAAGCGAAUCUUUGAUGGAAAUUCUGGAACUUUGUAUUGGAGGCUACAUUCCACCUGGUACAAGCAUAGAGGCUGUGGAAGCACUACAAGAAAAAUACGGUGUAGGUGCUUUAAAGGAUACGGUCUUCACAAAGUCGCAAGACGACCGGAAGGUUACAAAGGUUGUAUAUGUUCAGAGCGGUCGGGAAAAAGUAUCAGAGGAUUUGGUGAAUUGUCUUCAAAAAGUACUGAGAAAAACCGACCCCGAAACACUCCAGCCAUUAUAUACCGGUGAGAUUUAUGUCGUGAUUACAAAAUACGAUUUGGUUAAGCACGAUUGUUCUUCCGACGAUGAGAAUGAACAUGUUACCUUAGAAGCAUUUGAGAGAGAGGAAAAGAACGUUGCUGACUUGUUUAAUAUCCAAGGUGCACUUAAGGAUAACAUGAUACGCUGGGUUAGUUAUACAGAUACGGUUGACACCGACGACCCAAAAAUAGACAACACCGCACUAAAGUUCAUUAAACGCAUGGUCACGCCGGGAAACCGUCAGCGAAAUGGUGCGGUCGUGAAACCCGUGAUAACUCGCUUUACCGAAAUGAAGCUAGAGGCAAGGAGAUGGUGGAGAAAUCAAAACUUCACAUUGCCAUUAAUACUUUUGAUAAUUAUUGGGCUUCUUUUGGCGAUCGUGAUGUACAUGUGUUUAACAGCAACCCCAACAAACUGACAACAUAUUGACUGGUCAUCGGCAGAUAUUAACGUUUUGUCUAUAAGUAUUCUGUUCAAGGAGGUAGUUUACCUUAAAAUUUGUAUGUACGCAUGCCUAACCGGAAGCUAACGUUAGGAUUUACGACAACUUUUACGACUACCUAAAUGUAUUUGUAUAUUCAUUCUUCUAUAACAAGUUCAUUAACUUUUCUACGACAUGGUGUUCAACGGUUUAACAAGUCAAAUGGUUUAUCGCGGCCAGAAAUUUGUAGGAACCGGACAGAAGUUGCGAAAUUGUCAUUUGUGCAGGAAAGUAGCGUUUACCAUAAUGUCCAGUACUGGACAGGUAUAGUGACCAUGCACGGACACAGCCAAUUUUCUCAGAGGGGGUACGAUCCCCUGCCCCCCCCCACCCCCUGGAAAUUUUGAAAUUUAGCACUUCAUUUGAAGGUAAAAUUCUUAGUUUCUUUAAGAUAAAUAAUAUGAAUUAUGUCGGGGUCGUAUGUAGCAGCAGCCGCAUAUACUUUACAUGCAGUCCUAAUGUUGCCUUUUUCGAAAAACAUUUUCUUUCCUUCUUGUCUUCUUUCCUUUGUUAAAGAUUUUCCAGAGGGGGUCCGGACCCCCGGUCCCCCCCCCCCUUCUGGAUCCGCGCAUGGUGACAUAUCAUGCUUUCUGUUUAUGCAGGUAAACUUGUGUUUGGUUAAAUUUCAACAGAGCACAAUUGUCUGAACAGUGUCAAACUCAUUACUGUUUUUUCAGACAAGGGUGGAAAAAAAGUGGUAGACAAUGAAAGCAGUAACAGUUUUAUCAAAAAAAUAAACAAUGAGACAAACAUUUCCAACAUCUUUGGACGGUUCAAAAAUCCCAUGUUAAACAUACGAUAAAGCCCGAAACGCGUGAAAAUGUUCCGAAUGUAAAUCGGGUGAAGUACGCGCUCUAUGUAUAAAAUUAGAUUGUGCGUCUAGAUUGAUUAAACUGGGCGAGUCUACUUACUUAUUACUUGAGGAUGAAAAAAAAAAGCGUAUUUUUUAAAUGUUGCUCUUAAACAAGGGUGGCGGUUGAACUACUAAAAGUACAACAACAGUUAAUUCACAACAAAUCGUACGGUAUGUUUUAUAAUCAGUAGAAGCUAGUCGUAUUUACGCUUAUGAGACCUGUUUCACCCAUAAGUAAAGAAUUCACAGGUCCAUCAUGAAAUAUUUUCCCCAGCGCGUAUAUACUUGUCCUAUUCAAAAUGAUCGCGGCCUCAUCGGCCGCGAUGAAUAAUGCUAAAAUUAUGUUAAUAUAUUUGUAUGUCACAAGAAACUGUAUAUGUUUACGUUACAAUGUAGUAAAUCAUUUGAACUGCA